Messenger RNA from Desarmillaria tabescens, 1168 nucleotides. RefSeq lists its product as uncharacterized. NCBI's taxonomy places the organism in Eukaryota, Fungi, Basidiomycota, Agaricomycetes, Agaricales, Physalacriaceae. Bases 192 to 1082 code for a protein of 296 amino acids. The record is from RefSeq and is a predicted model, not a curated record. The transcript has 4 exons.
UAUGACCUAUUUGCCACCGAGACAUAAUCCCCCACAAUAGUCGUGGACGUUACAAUAGGUUAUUGCCCUCUCACUAUUAUGCUACCAGAAUAUAGCAACGCUGGACGACCUGUCUCUGCCACUGGCAUUGCCCCGCCGCGUGGCACUAUAAAUGAACCCCAGCAUCUGCAGCUUUACAACUAUCAAUCAAGAUGGUGCUUCAGCAAGAUGAACGCGAUCAUGAUGGUGCCACAUCACACGUUAAACCAACGCAUUCCAAGUCGUUUCAACGGCUUUUGGAUGUACGACGCCAACGCCUUUAUCAGCAAAGAGCUCGUCGCAAACGGGAUAUUCGCAGGACCUUUAACAAACAGACUUCUUGCUACCUUAGUGUUCCUGCACUCUGCUACCUCGCGUUAUAUGACGUUGUGUGCGCGUUCUUGAGAUGCCGUGGUGCUGCUCUGUCUCUGAGUACAAUGGGCUCCCUGGGAAUGCUCCUCUUCGAAGUAUAUGUGUUUCUCCUGGGCUUCAUUAUGAUACGAAACCGGCUACGUACUUUCUAUACCCAGACUUUGGUCAAAGGUCUGCCUUCACAUGAGCGUCAGGGGACUCGGAAGGACAUUGGCAAGCGGGGUCGUGAACAAUGGAUACAUAUAGCUGUGCUUGGACCAUUUACGCGACCGGCAUUUCUUCGUGUAUCACCCCUUCAUUCUAUUGGCGACAUUACACAUGAGCUACGGAGACGUCAUCUCAUACCAGAUCUCACCCACAUUCGACACCAGUUCAUCUUCCCUCACGCCCGUCUCUCUGAGAUUCAGAGCUACGAAAUUCUGAAGGACUUGGGAGUGUCGGAUUUAUCUGUUCUUCUCUUGGGGAUGUCCUUAGUCGGAGGAUCUUCAAAGCAUCGACGUGAUGACAUACAAGGCUCUGAUUAUGAUGAUAUCAUGCUUCGGUGUCGUUGCGGUCAAAAGUACGUGACACAGGCCCAUUUAUCCCGCCACGAAGGCAAAUGCACCUAUCUCAUCUCGCGAGCCAAAAAUCUAUCUAAGCGAGGAGCCAAUAUAUGGGGGGGAAAAGCGUCAGAAGGGCGAUUUGAGCACUGAUGCACGCCUUUGAUUUGCCCAACGCGAGCGUGGUCAUCAAUCCCACCAUCAAGAAUGUUGUUCCGGUGACAAGCCUUAUCCUGGGC